Messenger RNA from Drosophila kikkawai, 1246 nucleotides. RefSeq names its product adenosine deaminase-like protein (gene Ada). Lineage: Eukaryota; Metazoa; Arthropoda; Insecta; Diptera; Drosophilidae. Gene Ontology annotation, molecular function: adenosine deaminase activity. Gene Ontology annotation, biological process: adenosine catabolic process; inosine biosynthetic process. The record is from RefSeq and is a predicted model, not a curated record.
UAGUAGCCAAGUCUGGGGGGAAAAACGCUGAAUCAUCAGCACUAGCCGGCACACCAGCUGAUAAUUAUUGUUAUUGUUUUUAUUAAAAAUGCUGCAAUUUCUGAAAGAACUCCCAAAAGUUGAGUUACACGCCCACCUCAAUGGCUCCCUGGGCAUCGGUAGCCUACGUGAUCUGGCCGAGCGGCUGCAUGGAUCCGCCUCCGAGGAGUUUUCCCAGCUGUGCCAGCGUUUCAUCCGAUUCGACAGGGACUCGGACUUGGAUGCUUGCUUCGAGAAGUUUGCCUUUGUCCACGAGUUGACCUCCACGGCGGAGGGUCUGCGAUAUGCCACUGAGCUGGCGAUUCGGGAUUUUGCCCGCGACAAUGUGCAGUACUUGGAACUGAGGACUACUCCCAAGGCGAAUGGAAACUAUUCUCGCAGAGAGUACCUUCAGCACGUGCUCGAGGCGAUCGGGGAAGCAAGGAAAAUAUACCCCAAUAUCCUGGUGAAGCUACUGCCCUCCAUAAAUCGUGCGGAACCCGUGGCCGUGGCGGAGGAAACCGUAUCCCUUGCCCUGGAGUUCGCACAGUCCCAUCCGGAUUUGAUCUUAGGCAUUGAUCUUAGCGGCAAUCCUGGCAAGGGAAGGUUCUCGGACUUUGCUCCGAUACUGUCCUUGGCCCGGGACCAGGGAUUAAAGCUGGUUCUUCACUGUGCGGAGAUCGAGAAUCCCGUGGAAGUCAAGGAAAUGCUGAAUUUCGGAAUGUCUCGCUGCGGCCAUGGAACCUUCCUGACCCCAGAGGACAUAGCACAGCUUAAGAGCCGUAAUACAGCCAUCGAAUGCUGUCUCACGAGUAAUAUCAAGUCGGGUACCGUGCCCAGUUUGGAGGAGCAUCACCUUAAGCGGCUUAUGGAGGCAGAUGCCCCAAAGGUGAUUUGCACGGACGACAGUGGUGUCUUUGAUACCACUUUAACGCAGGAGUUUCUGCUGGCCAAGGAGACGUUUGGAUUGACUCGGGAUCAGUGUGUUGCCCUGACCUUGGAGGCAGUGCAGCAUUCCUUUGCCAGCGUUGAAGAGAAACAAGUGAUGGCGGCCAAGGUGAAGAAAUACGUAGACAGCUGGCAGUAAUAAAGAUUGAUUAGAGAAUGAAAAAGUUAACGAUUUCAGAAGAUGGUUAAAGUAAUAGUUACUUUCUCAGGGAUAUAAACUUUUUGAUUUUUAUACCUUUGCAGGUUAUUAUAAUUUUAUAUAAAUUUCCAUGUAAAAAUA